This is a messenger RNA of Zootoca vivipara (common lizard), 2572 nucleotides long. RefSeq names its product GTPase IMAP family member 8. Gene Ontology annotation, molecular function: GTP binding. Lineage: Eukaryota; Metazoa; Chordata; Lepidosauria; Squamata; Lacertidae. The record is from RefSeq and is a predicted model, not a curated record.
AACACUGAAGUUCCCCUUCCUCAUUUUAUUCAUCUCAGAACAGUCAGCCAUCCACAGAGAGGAAGGGUGCAAACUCCAGAGCAGAGGGAUCAGCAGACACCACACGAGAAUCUUCUUCAAGCACCAGAGGCAACACAAAAGCAGCUGAGAAAUCUGCCUGGACAAUGGAUAAAUGGAUAGAGGAAGAUACCGAGACCGACAAAGCACAGGAGAGCAGAACCACAAACCUCAAUGAAGACCCAGAUCUACGGAUUGUUCUUGUAGGGAAGACGGGAGGAGGGAGAAGUGCCACAGGAAACACCAUUUUGGGGCAGAAGACCUUUGAGUCCGAACUCUCUCCGAAGCCAGUGACCCAGACUUGCAGGAGAGAAGUCCGAGCAGAGAAGUGGGAGGGGAAACAAGUGGUCGUCAUUGACACUCCGGCCAUUUUUGAUGCCUGCCUUCCAGAGCAGCAGAAUAAUGCAGAGAUCCGGAACUGCCUCUCUCUCUGUGAGCCAGGUCCCCACGCUCUGGUGUUUGUGACGCGGGUUGGCCGUUUCACCGAGGAAGACGCUAAGAUUGCCAAGAGAGUGGAGGAGGUCUUUGGCCCAGAGGCCACAAAGUACACGAUCGUCUUGUUCACCCACAAAGAAGACCUAGAGACAGAAAGCCUAGAGGAGUACAUAAAGCUGUCUGGAAACAGAGCCCUGCAGGAUUUGGUGAGAAAAUGCAAGGGCCGCUGCUGCGCUUUCAACAACAGAGGGAUGGGAGACGAGGAGGAGCUGCAAGUGGAGGAGCUGCUGGUGAAAAUUAAGCAGAUGAUGAUGGAGAACCAGAAGAAGCCUUUCCUUGAGCAGUUUCCAAGAGGAUCUACAAGAAAUGCAGCCGAAAUGAAACCAGAGGAAGAGGCAAUGGACACAGAUGAAAGAGGACCAAGUGAUUUCCCUGAAGAAAGUCUGAAUCUGAUAGAUUCUUCCAGGGGAAGAGACUCCACAACCGCAUCCUCACCACUGGGAAGUCCUGGCCACACCACAUCACUGGGGCACCCUGAGCCUCCCCAACCAACAGGACAACAGGAAAGGCACCCCCUGCCAAUCUCAGGAGGAUCUGGGGCGACCGAUGGAGGGGGAAGUGUUCCAAGAAACCCCUUGGUCCCAGAGCCUGAGAACGUGAGUCGAUCCCACAAGGAUUCAGAAGUGCGGGUCGUCCUUGUUGGGAAGCCUGGCGGAGGGAGAAGUGCCACAGGAAACACCAUUUUGGGGCAGAAGACCUUUGAAUCCAAACUCUCUCCGAAGCCAGUGACCCAGACUUGCAGCAGAGAGGUCCGAGCAGAGAAGUGGGAGGGGAAACAAGUGGUCGUCAUUGAUACUCCGGCCAUUUUUGAUGCCUGUCUUCCAGAGCAGCAGAAUAACCCAGAGAUCCAGAAGUGCCUCUCUCUGUGUGAGCCAGGUCCCCAUGCCCUGGUGUUUGUGACGCAGGCCGGUCGUUUCACCGAGGAAGACGUUGUGGCCGCCAAGAGGGUGGAGGAGGUCUUUGGCCCAGAGGCCACAAAGUACAUGAUCGUCUUGUUCACCCGCAAAGAAGACCUAGAGACAGAAAGCCUAGAGGAGUACAUAAAGCUGUCUGGAAACAGAGCCCUGCAGGAUUUGGUGAGAGAAUGCAAGGGCCGCUGCUGCUCUCUCAACAACAGAGGGACGGGAGAGGAAAGGGCCAGCCAGGCAGAAGAGCUGCUGUCUCUGAUUGAGAAGGUGGUUCAGAAGAACUGGGACCAGCCGUAUCUCAUGCCGCGUCCGAUGGAGAUGUCACUGGGGUCAGAUGGAAGGAAUCCUGGGGAGACUUCAAAGCAGACAGUAGCAGAGGAACCAGUGGAAGAUGAAAUGAAUGCUGGAGAAAUCCCCGAAGGGCAGAAGAAGAAGAAAUCGAAACAUUGGGGGGUGAAGGCAUUUGCUUCUCCUAUGGACUCCCUUCGUUCUUACUUUGACCCAGAAUCUGGACAAGCUUCCAAAGAAGGCAAAGGAGGAGCAGGAAUAUCUCAUCCUCCAAUGUAAACGGAAGCAGUAUCAUCAAUAAACACAGCAGGAUAAUUUGUACCCAGCAUGGGGCAGGGGGGGCAGCUGCCCCCCCCCGAAGCAAAAUAAAUAAAUCGUCCUGCUUCACGAUGGCUGCAGCUGAGCUGGAGAUGCGUUGGGGUCCCACAAGAAGAGCCUGAAGCGGCUCAGCAAGGCACAGCAGCGUUGCUAGCCUUCUGGCUGCCCAGGGUGGCAAAUCAGAAGGCACCCCGCCAGGGGUGGGGUGGGGUGUCCGUCGCGCGCAUAAAGGCUAGCGACGCUGCUGGGAGGAAGGGACCCGCGCGAAGGGAAAGGAGGGGCAAUGGAGACAGGGAAGCGGCUUCCUCCUCUCCGUUUCUACCUCCCCUCCUUGAGCUCCAGUGUGAGGGCAGCGCGGGAGCUGCGUCCCUAACCAGCCUAGCCCAGCCCCAGUGGCGGCAGCGCCGCCACUUACUGCUCCUGCCGGCCAUGGCCCAACGGUGUGCCCAACCCCACUGGCCCCGACUCCGAGGGCUGCACAUGGGCCGCUCCUGGUGGCUGCAACA